Molecule: messenger RNA, 2097 nt
Organism: Glossina fuscipes
Lineage: Eukaryota; Metazoa; Arthropoda; Insecta; Diptera; Glossinidae
Exons: 2
Coding region: 330-1073 (247 amino acids)
Source: RefSeq, a predicted model, not a curated record
UGAAAUUUAAUUUAUUUAGUUUUAGGAGAAAAACUUUUAUAUAAUUUAUGCAUAAAAAACGGGUAGAAAACUAUAUUGUACAAUGAAUUAAUUCGUUUUUAAUUUGUGCUUGUGUUUUCAUAUUAAUUCUUUUAUUUUCCUUUUUUUUUUUUCAUUCUCCAAUUAAGAAAUAAUAACAUAGACAAACAGCAAUUUCCGUGUGUUUCGUUAAAUUAAGCAAAAAAAAAAAAAAAAAAAAUACAAAAAAAAUACAAAAAAAAUACAAAAAAAAUUAUUAAUAAUCACUCCAUUGUGUGCAUCCGAAGUCAAUAACAAUUUACGGCCAGUAAAUGGGAUUUUCAGUGCAGAAUUCAGAAACCGGUGAAGUGGUUUACAUACAAUCAGAUACGAUGACUGUACAAACUCAGCCAUAUGAUGCCGAAACGGGUGAACCGAUGUUGGAUAAAGUUCGAGUGCGUUACAUAAAACAGCAGCAUUUUCAAAUACCUAAGAAACUGAUACGCGGCACAAUUGGCGAGGAAUUUGAGAAGAAAUUGCAAGGUAAACACCAUGAGUGCUAUCAAGAGCCCGGCAUAGUCAAAAUAAUCAAGGAGACGAAACUAAAUCGAGACUACCGCAGAAAGUCAUUUAAAGCUAAACGCAAUUCUAAAAAACUGAAAUAUAAACGAGACGACUACAUGAAUAUGGAGGGCGUAUCAAAUGUAAGUUUUUCUAUUUCUUUUUAUGUUUGUUUGUUGAUCGUUUUCCUUUCUCUCCAGGAUAUUAUUUUGGCCUAUAAUAAAUCGAAUUAUCGUAUUCUUUUGAUACCCACACUAUUCUGUUUCAAUAUAUAUGCGGCUCUGGUAGUCAUGCUGAUCGAACUCUUUUUUCAUAUAUGGGCGCAUUUUAAGAAUGGUCUAAACAUGGACAAGAAUAUUUAUUAUCGUAGUCCAUUGCAUGUGGUUACUUCGCAAUUUUGCGGUAAAUGUCGCUCGGAAUCCGAUUUAUCCAUAUUUCAGGCCUUAAACAAGCAAAUGCGUAACGCAGCUCGCAAAUCGGCCACCUUGAAGGAUGUUAGCAAAGCAAUCAGUUGAAAAACUCAAUGCCUUUAUAUUCAGCUAAGGCCUAAUAUUUUGAUUUAUGCUAUUUUCACUCAAAUUUUUCAAACAUUCGUUAUUCUUAUGUAUUUAGUAUACCGACAAAAGAAAUGUACAAUGAAUUUCUUCCAAUAAAAAGUGAAAUUUUAAUUUUUCUAUCCAUCCGAACACAUUUGUGUAACUUUUAGCAGAUCUAGUACGGAAUCUUUUCAUUGGGAUUUAUUCUCUGCUUUCAUCUAAUUUCUUAUACUACGCGUUUAUCGAUUAAUAUUUUUUUUGUACGCUACGCGUGACGGCGAAAGCCAGAAAAAGGCAAAGUUGAGAAAGAGAAUGAUGUAGGGAGGUCUGUGUGCCCUUAACACUCGCUAUACGUAUAACCGAGAAAGAAAAAAAAAGCUCUACCACGAUGAGAUUUGAACCGGCAAACACUUGCUUGUUAGUCGCGCGUGGUGGAACAAGAGUUUUGAAAAGUUUAAAGAGGAUUUCUGAAAAUACAUCACGGGGCAUUUUUGUGAAUAGUUUUAGUACCGUUUUAAGACAAAGUAGGACACAUGUGUGCUUUUAGCAUAAGCGGCAAAAAUAAAUCUAUUUAUUCGGAUCAAGUGUGAUGAGUGUAGCCUUCAAUGAAAAGCUCUAUAUUUGUGCAUAUGUCUCCGUACAUGCAUCAACUAUCGUAACUUUGCACCUUUAAACAAUUUUAUAUGAUAGCCGCUAUAAGUUGCGACUUAUUAAUGAAAAUUUAUUUAUAUCUUCAAUUUUCCUUACCUUUUUUAAAAUCCCUUUACCUUUUGCACAGUAAGAUCAUAUUAAUUUUCAAUCCAUCGCGAGUCUUACAAUUUGAAGAGUUCCGUCCGACUGACCGACUAAUUUUCUGCUUAAAAAGUCACAAAUAUUACUUAAGAAAAUGUGGUGGACUAGAGCGGAGAAAUAGUAAAACAAUAACAUUUAAGAAAAUUAUAUUCGAUCAUGACCGCAUCUUUUAUAUCCAUGGCUGUUGUACUAAAAAAGGCUAGAAAAAAAC